AUGCUGCGGCUGCUGGACCUCGCCAUCCUCAUUGGAGAUGCAGACUUGGCCCAGCGUUGCGCCCAGCGAUGUGGUGCACGGAAGCCUUUGAGGCGAUGGAGGUCCGAGGAAUUUUUUGUCGUUGACCUUCAUAACGGUGUCCUGGCAGCUGCCCUGCUCUCAGGCAUAGCCCUGCAGAGCCUCAUCACAGAAAAUGACAUACCUUUGCGUGAAGCCAUCGCAUUGUUUGGCGACCUGCAGCUCUGGAACCGUUUGUCCCACCUGCUCCCUGAAGGCCGGAGCCAACGGUUUUUGAAAACACCAAACUCGGGGAGUAUGUUGUGCAAAUUCGACGCGAACAUGCGGCAGCCGCAGCUCUGCGUGGACAGACUCAGCCUUGUUUCUGCGGCUAACAUGGCCUUGGCAGAAUUUCGCUUUUCAUUUGUUGUCUGCUGCGGCAAACCUUUGCGUGCGCCGCAACCUCUUCGUUUGCUGGAUAUGGCUGCAUAUCAAGGGCAGUCAGCAUGUGCAGAGUUGCUUGCAUCAGCCGGCGCCAAUAGUGCCACAGGAUGGACCCGCGAAGCAUGUUUGUCAAAUGUCGGGCCUUGGCUUUGCGCUGAAUGCGAGGACUCUAUAAGGGUUGCAAUUGCACCGCCGAAGGAGCGCCGUGCUGCUGCGGGGGCAGCACUUCGCGUCGCCCUCACUCGUGCUGAGUGUCUCGUUGCUCCCGCGGGGCUGGGUGUCUACCAGCUCCUGGUCAUGUGGGGUCGGGGCAAGAAGGUGCCGGCGGCCUUGGUGAACUCGGUACUCUCUUUCGCUGCAGAGAGGCCUCAGCUUGCUUCCAUACUGGAGGGCCUUGAGGAGGAAGUCUUGCAGGCGGCGAGCGCUGCUCAGCGAGAGGGCGAAGGACCAGUGGACCACCUUACGGCGCCACUGCUGCAGCAAAGCCAGCAGCCACAGGGCGAGGUAGCGACGCCUGCUGAUGCGCCGGCAGGCGAGGCAGAUCCAGCAGACUCUGAUGAGGAGAUGGAGGGCCAGGAUGCAAAGACGGACGACUUGCUGGUGGCAAUUCGCAACAGCCGGGCCGAUCCGCCGCCCUUGAGCCCGGAUGGCGUCAUUUGCUUUAAGCUUACUCGGAAGGCCAAUGCUCCUCAUGUCAAUGAGCUGCUCUUCGAUGCUGAAGGGCCGUUGAAAGAGCUCCACGACCGUGUUCGGGAUGCCGAAUGCGAGGUGGCACCGGGCUGGUCGCCAUUCACAGCUCUCUUCGUGCCCCUCACACAGAUGCAGCUACUGGAGCUGACGGGAGAAGGCAACGCAGAGACUCUCGAGUUCGGCAAAGAGCACAUCCUGGCCCUGCAGUCGGACGGGCCACUGCUGGACCGCGCUAUCCGCAGCCUCUCUAACAAGUACCGCCCUCGUCUCUGGCCUGCGAUCCCCCGGGACGCACAUGGCGAGCCGGAUGAGGAGAGAGAUGAAGGCGAAGCCGCGAUCGAAGUAGAGACCAACCUCCGCACCAACUCGAGCCUGGGCUUUCCAAGCUACGAGCAGUGA
Molecule: messenger RNA, 1530 nt
Organism: Symbiodinium necroappetens
Lineage: Eukaryota; Dinophyceae; Suessiales; Symbiodiniaceae
Source: the annotation of a GenBank genome assembly